Molecule: messenger RNA, 1646 nt
Organism: Orbicella faveolata
Lineage: Eukaryota; Metazoa; Cnidaria; Anthozoa; Scleractinia; Merulinidae
Product: CST complex subunit STN1-like
Source: RefSeq, a predicted model, not a curated record
GGGAGGUACCGAUUGCUCCUAACAUGACGGAUAAAACGGAGGAAGGCAGCAAUUACCUCCCUGUUCGCUUCUGGGGUCUCAAUCCGUUGUUUUGGUGUCACAUGAAAAUGUUUGUCAAGGAGGUGCAAAGUUUAGAGGAGUACUCUGAUCACAAAGGAGUGUAUUGUUAUUCCAAGAAUCUUCCUGUUGUGAGGGUGGAAAUUCUUGGAUACAUAGUUAGUGUAGAUGUAAGGGAGAAACUCACAACUUAUGGAGUUGAUGAUGGGAGUGGCACAAUUGCCUGCUGUUGUUGGCACUCCUCAGAUCCAAAUGAGGAUAGAAGAGAAUCGUAUGACCUUGGUCAGCUAGUGACAGUACAAGGCAAGAUAUCUGUUUUCAGAGAGCAAAGGCAACUGACUGUUGAUCAGAUAUACCCAGAGUCAGACCUCAAUGUGGAAGUGCUUUUCUGGUUAGAAGCUGUUAAUCUUGGCAACACAGUCUACAAACAACCGUUUACUCCAUCACUCAAAGAUUUUCAAGCAGGAAAUGGUGCUUCUUCCAAGGAACAGGAACUAAAGAAAGCUAUUUUGAUGCACCUUAAGGAAAAUAAGAUGGUGGCAUUCCAGUUCAGGACAUUAUGUCUAGAGCCUGACAUACAACAGCUAGCGAGGGAAGCAGUCAAGGAAAAAUGCACCAAUCAGGACGAAGCGAAAAAGAUAGAUCGUGCUUAUGAAGCAAAGAAAGUCAUUCGACAAUCAGUUAAAGAUCUAGAAAGAGAUGGCUUGGUGUACUUUAAAGACUCCAGUAAAGAUCUUUAUGAGGUUAUCAGUCAUGAACACAACCUUGGACCAGCCAUCUUGAAAGCAAUUAAGAAAAUUUCAGGUAAUCAACAGAUGAGUUGGUCCAUCAGUCUGUGAGACAACACCAACCACAAUGUUAAUAUAAAAGUUAAAAUACCUAAAAUCUAUGACUGUACAAAAUCAAGGUGAAAUGUGGGAAUAACUCUGAUUUGGCAUUUCAGUAGGGUUGAUUACCAGCCAUUGUUCAAGAAAGGAACCUGUGCUCCUCCCUUAAAGUUUCCUGGGGGGACUCCUCUCUGAAAAGGUGAGAGAUGCUCAUUCUCUUGCUUAAGGAUGUAAAUCAAGGAUUCUGGUCUCACUUAGGGUGUUCAUGAUGAAAAGCCACCAUUUUAGCUAUCAGAGUGUCUUUUAGGGUGCACUUGAGGAAAUAACAAUUAAAAAAUGCCUCUAGAGUCCGGUCUACUAGUCUGGGAUCCCUUCCUGAACAGUGUCUGGUAAUCAAGCCUAUCCCAUUUUAAGUGGUAUCUUUUAGGUGUCAAAUAAAGCUUGAGCCACGCUCAGACUGGUCUCCUCUAGGGGUUUACUUCAAAUUUACAGAUGAACAUCCCCAAACUUUUGAUAAUUUUGGUAGACCCCCCCUCCCCUCCCGCCCUCGCCUCCUUCUUCUCAGGGAGAAGCUUUAGGCACUGGACCCUAGGAAGGGGUGGAAAUUGAGCCUACAAUCAUGGACAAAAGUCUUGGGACAAAUUUGCACUUUUGGCGCUUUUGUGCACACGCCAGAUGCGAAUACAACUUCCCCUGCCUAACCUCGCCCCCCACCCCCCAUACAGUGUUGAAAACUAGUACCUGCAAUUUCACCUGAUUUUC